UCUUCACAUUUCUGACUGCAUCAUGUCACACAAUCAGAUCUACUAUUCUGACAAAUACGACAAUGACAGAUACAAGUACUGGCAUGUUGUGUUGCCAAAAGAUAUUGCCAAACGUGUCCCCAAAACUCAUCUAAUGUCUGAAUCCGAGUGGAGGAACCUGGGUGUGCAGCAAAGCCAGGGAUGGGUUCACUAUAUGAUCCACCAACCAGAACCCCACAUCCUGCUCUUCCGACGCCCCCUUUAAACUCAGAAGUAAAGAUCAAAUGGGUCCAUGAUUGUCCCUAAUCUCAGGAUCUCAUCAUGCUGCAAGACCCUGUCACGGACUGGUCCUGGACCUUAAAGUGAACUAUUAUGAACUAUGAUGUUGAUGCAUGAAGUAUGUCUUAAAGGGAACGCCAUCUCCUUUUUCAAGCAGACAAGAUUUCUCCAUGUUUAACACAUUCCACAGAUUCUUUCAUCAAAUUGCACUGUGACUUGUGAUGUAUAUGCUCUACCUGCUUGGAUUUGCCAGCUUUUAAAACAAACCUAUAAGAUGUGGGGAG
Messenger RNA from Boleophthalmus pectinirostris (great blue-spotted mudskipper), 542 nucleotides. Its product is annotated as cyclin-dependent kinases regulatory subunit 1-like. Gene Ontology annotation, cellular component: SCF ubiquitin ligase complex; cyclin-dependent protein kinase holoenzyme complex. Gene Ontology annotation, biological process: regulation of mitotic cell cycle. The coding region runs from base 23 to 244 and encodes 73 amino acids. NCBI's taxonomy places the organism in Eukaryota, Metazoa, Chordata, Actinopteri, Gobiiformes, Gobiidae. Gene Ontology annotation, molecular function: cyclin-dependent protein serine/threonine kinase activator activity; protein kinase binding; ubiquitin binding. The transcript has a single exon. The record is from RefSeq and is a predicted model, not a curated record.